AUGGGGAAGCUCGACGAUAACGAGAGGGUGAUCCUCAACGUCGGGGGCACCAGGCACGAGACCUACCGAAGCACCCUGAAAACGCUGCCGGGAACCCGGCUGGCUCUGCUCGCCUGCCAGCCCCAAGGCGAUUCCCCUGGCGGCGGAGAGGAGCACCACCAGCCGCCGCUUCUCCCCGCCCCCAACCCGGCCCCCAACCCUGGAGGUGGCGGCGGCGGCGGCCCCCUGGAUACUGUGGGCGGGAGCGGCUGGAGUUCGCGCGCCAAUGGCGUCGUCGUCGCACGUGGCGGGAGCGGCGCGUGCUGCGAAUUCUUCUUCGACCGCCACCCGGGGGUCUUCGCCUACGUGCUCAACUACUACCGCACCGGGAAGUUGCACUGCCCGGCCGACGUGUGCGGGCCCCUCUUCGAGGAAGAGCUGGCUUUCUGGGGCAUCGACGAGACCGACGUGGAGCCCUGCUGCUGGAUGACCUACAGGCAGCACCGCGACGCUGAGGAGGCGCUGGACAUCUUUGAGGCGCCCGACCUGAUCACCGGCGAGCCACCUGGCGACCCGGACGACGACGAGUUAGCAGCCAAGCGCUUGGGCAUCGAGGACGUGGGGGCUCUGGGCGCCUCCUCGUCUUCCUCUGCUAACGGGUCCCCUCUUGACGGAAACGGCGGCCGCUGGAAAAGGCUCCAACCGCGCAUGUGGGCACUCUUCGAGGAUCCCUAUUCUUCCCGCGCCGCCAGGUUCAUUGCUUUUGCCUCUUUAUUCUUCAUCCUACUCUCGAUUACCACCUUUUGCCUGGAAACCCAUGAAGCGUUUAAUACCAUCAAAAAUAAAACUGAACCUAUCAAAGGUUCAGUUCUGCAGUAUGAAAUAGAGACAGAUCCAGCUCUAACAUAUGUCGAAGGAGUCUGUGUGGUGUGGUUUACAUUUGAGUUUUUAGUCCGUGUUGUUUUUUCACCCAACAAAUGUGAAUUCAUAAAAAAUCUCUUGAAUAUCAUUGACUUUGUGGCAAUUUUGCCUUUCUAUCUAGAAGUGGGUCUGAGUGGGCUCUCCUCUAAAGCUGCUAAGGAUGUGCUUGGUUUCCUCAGGGUGGUGAGGUUUGUAAGAAUAUUGCGAAUCUUCAAGCUCACUCGACAUUUUGUUGGCCUCAGGGUGCUUGGUCAUACACUCCGUGCAAGCACCAAUGAGUUUUUGCUGCUGAUAAUAUUUUUGGCAUUAGGAGUGUUGAUAUUUGCCACCAUGAUCUAUUAUGCUGAGCGAAUAGGUGCCAAACCCAAUGAUCCAUCAGCUAGUGAACAUACAGAGUUCAAAAACAUUCCCAUUGGGUUUUGGUGGGCUGUGGUCACCAUGACUACUCUUGGAUAUGGAGAUAUGUAUCCAAAGACUUGGUCAGGCAUGCUAGUGGGUGCUCUGUGUGCUUUAGCUGGAGUGCUGACCAUAGCCAUGCCUGUGCCUGUUAUUGUCAACAAUUUUGGAAUGUACUAUUCUCUGGCCAUGGCGAAACAGAAGCUUCCAAGAAAGAGAAAGAAACACAUCCCACCUGCUCCUCAGGCAAGGUCCCCUACAUUUUGCAAGACAGACUUGAAUAUGGCCUGCAAUAGUACACAGGGAGAAGUCUGUCUUGGCAAAGACAACCGGCUGAUGGAACAUAAUAAAUCAGUGUUAUCAGGUGAAGACAGUACAGAAAGUGAGCAGCCAUUGUCACCAAUGGAAAGCCCCCCACCAAUCAGACGCUCUAGUACCAGAGACAAAAACAGAAGAGGGGGAACAUGUUUUCUACUGACAGCAGGUGAUUACCCAUGUGCUACUGAUGGAGGGAUCAGAAAAGGCUAUGAAAAAUCCAGAAGUUUAAACAACAUAUCUGGCAUGGCAGGCAAUGCCUUGAGACUGUCUCCAGUAAUCUCACCUUACAGCUCACCUUGUCUAAGACGCUCUCGAUCUCCCAUCCCAUCUAUCUUGUAA
This is a messenger RNA of Thamnophis elegans (Western terrestrial garter snake), 1953 nucleotides long. It is a transcript of the gene KCNC2, whose product is annotated as potassium voltage-gated channel subfamily C member 2. NCBI's taxonomy places the organism in Eukaryota, Metazoa, Chordata, Lepidosauria, Squamata, Natricidae. The coding region runs from base 1 to 1953 and encodes 650 amino acids. Gene Ontology annotation, molecular function: delayed rectifier potassium channel activity; protein binding. Gene Ontology annotation, biological process: protein homooligomerization; potassium ion transmembrane transport. The transcript has 4 exons. Gene Ontology annotation, cellular component: voltage-gated potassium channel complex; neuronal cell body membrane; dendrite membrane. The record is from RefSeq and is a predicted model, not a curated record.